AGCCCCGCCCAGGCCACGCCCCACCGCGCUCUUGGCCCCGCCACCCAGAAACUGCCCCGGCCGCCGCACGCUCCGCCCAUCCCGCCCUGGGAACGCGUGCGGGCCGCUACACUGCAGCCGCUUCCUUUGCUACGUCAGGUCCAGUCGGUCUUCCUGCGGCCGGGGCCCUGGCUGAGCUAGCCGGCCAUGGAGGGUAAUGGCCCCGCUGCCGCCCAGUACCAGCCGGCCAGCCCCCCGCGGGACGCCUGUGUCUACAGCAGCUGCUACUGUGAAGAAAAUAUUUGGAAGCUCUGUGAAUACAUCAAAAACCAUGACCAGUAUCCUUUAGAAGAAUGUUAUGCUGUCUUCAUAUCUAACGAGAGGAAGAUGAUACCUAUCUGGAAGCAACAAGCCAGACCUGGAGAUGGACCUGUGAUCUGGGAUUACCAUGUCAUUUUGCUUCAUGUUUCAAGUGGAGGACAGAGCUUCAUUUAUGACCUCGAUACUGUCUUGCCGUUUCCCUGCCCCUUUGACACUUAUGUAGAAGAUGCCUUUAAGUCUGAUGAAGACAUUCAUCCACAGUUUAGGAGGAAAUUUAGAGUGAUCCGUGCAGAUUCAUAUUUGAAGAACUUUGCUUCUGACCGAUCUCACAUGAAAGACUCCAGUGGGAACUGGAGAGAGCCUCCUCCACCAUAUCCCUGCAUUGAGACUGGAGAUUCCAAAAUGAACCUGAAUGAUUUCAUCAGUAUGGAUCCCGAGGUAGGAUGGGGCACUGUCUACACACUUUCUGAAUUUACACAUUGGUUUGGCAGUAAAAACUGCUGAAGUUGGCCUCACGAUGUGGAACUGUGGAGAAGUUCUAUGACAUGAACCUGCUAUUCCUCCAUCGAGGACAGCAAACACUAGGGUAGCGUUGGCUUGGAAUUAUGUCUUUCUUUUUUUAAUUUGAUUGAGUGGAAACCUGAGUGAAUACAAAUAUAAA
This is a messenger RNA of Cebus imitator (Panamanian white-faced capuchin), 961 nucleotides long. It is a transcript of the gene NTAQ1, whose product is annotated as N-terminal glutamine amidase 1. Gene Ontology annotation, cellular component: cytosol; nucleus. Gene Ontology annotation, molecular function: protein-N-terminal asparagine amidohydrolase activity; protein-N-terminal glutamine amidohydrolase activity. NCBI's taxonomy places the organism in Eukaryota, Metazoa, Chordata, Mammalia, Primates, Cebidae. The record is from RefSeq and is a predicted model, not a curated record. The transcript has 6 exons. The coding region runs from base 187 to 804 and encodes 205 amino acids.